GCGCGGCCUGCCAGCCUCACGUGUGCCGCCGGGUGUGGAGUCCUCCAUACAGGAUUACGGCUGAUAUGUCUUGGCGGCUGGCGGUUUUUUGUCUCUUCCGAUACUCUCUAAUAGUGGUUUCAUAAAUCAGGAUUAACGCCGGGUUCCUCUGCACGCACUGACGUGAGUUAUUGCAAGGCUGGUGUUGGGUUGCCAGACGCCACUCUCCACGCCGCGCAGCCCACUUGCCCACCCUCCACGCGCCGCCCACCUCCUCAACGAUGUGCACACUCGCCACUGUUUGUGUUUCGCUUGGUGUCUUUCUGCAAUCCCAAGACUUACGCAACAGCUUGGAGAUAACACUGAAAAAGUUUCAAAACUGUUGCAGUAAAAUGCAGCGCCGUGUUAUCUGGCGCAGCGAGGAGGCGGUAAGGGUCCCCUGGCCAGUCUGGUCCAACACGUGAUUAGUACAAUGCCUGGGACUUAAGUCUGCGGCCUGAAGGGAGUAUAGCAUGUUGCAACACUAUCUGUGGCCAACUUCUGCUUGGGAAACCUGGCAAGUUGAUAUAUACGUGUGGACAUUCACGCCUGCCCCAGCGGAAGUGCCGGUGGUAUGCAGGUGGGUGCUGGCGAGGCCUCCGUGAUGCUGCCUUCAGUCAUAUUAAGCGUUUCGUGCACUUAUCCGUCUCACACUCGUGCUAGGCCGGGCGGGUGGAGAGUCGUGCCUCUGAGGUAAGCGAGGCUCAAGUCCUGCUGACGGAGGUGGUGAGCCGGGAAAUGAGCAGGUGUGCCUUGGUGCUGCUCUAUGACACUCCUGAUGCCCUCCCGCUCCUCGUCCCAGCCCUCCUGCUCAUCCCGUACGGCGUCUCCCUCGUGUACCUCGCCUCCCUGGACGCCGCUACUGCAUUCACCCUGAAGAAUCGCGUGGACAUCAGUGACGCAAGUGUGUGUCGCGGCGUGGUGGUGGCGGCGCGGGACGGCUCGUGGCGGCGCCUGCUGCAGGAGGCCUCACACCUAUGGGUGGGCCAUACUUUUACCUUCCUGCUGCUGCUGUCUGACGAGGACCUCACCCAUGAUGUCCCGUCACUCCUGCUCCACCCAACUUUCAGGUUUGGAGCCCAGGUGGUGGCAGCGGCGAGGCAAGAUAACGAUAGUUGGCACCUCCACACCACCAGCCUCUUCACCAACCACCACAGGCACCACACCACGCCCCUGGACACGUGGAGACCCAGGCAGGGUUUCAGGCGAGGGGUGCGGCUCUUUCCUAAGGACAAGAUGAACAAUAUGCAGGGCUUCACCUUCACCGUGGCUGCCCUGCCCUACGACCCCUUCAUCACGCCGGCUAACGUCGCCCUCACAGGACCCGGCAAGUACCGCGGGCUUGAGGUUCGUUUGCUGGACGUGCUGGCGGAGGCUGCGAACUUCACCUACCGCUACGUGGCCCCCAAGGACGGCCAGUGGGGCAGGCUGAAGAAGGACGGCACGUGGACUGGCAUGAUAGGGAUGGUGGCAGAGGAAAAGGCGGACUGGGCCAUGAGUGACAUCACCUUCUCUCCGGAGCGGGAACAGUACGUUGACUUCUCGAGGACCUUCGUGUACGACGCCUCCGAGCUGGUCACGCCCCGGGCCAAGCCGCUGCCCAGGUGGACCAGCCCCACCAGGCCUUUCAAGUGGGAGGUGUGGGUGGCAGUGGUGAUAGUGGUGGCGGCUGCGGGGCCCUUCCUCUGUGUCCUGGCACGCAUCUGCACCGACACCUACCUGUCCCGCGUCACCUGGUUCCAUCACCUGGGCAACUCAAUACUGUUCAUCGUGCAGCCCGUCCUUCAGCGAGGGGGCGACAGGGACAUCGUGAUCGCUCCGGGUCGUAUGUUCUUCGGAUUUUGGCUGGUGUUCGCCAUGAUCGUGGGCAUCUCCUACUCCUCCUCCCUCACCUCGUUCCUCAUCAUGCCGGGCCUGCAGAAGCCCAUCGAAAACCUGCACCAGCUGGUCACCUCUGACAUAGGGUGGGCCAAGGUAUAUUUUGGUGGAGUGCAGAGCGCUCUUCUGGAUCAGGCACAGGACCCUGACUUAAUCGCUCUCCGGGAGGGCGUGCAGUGGCGGGACUCCCUUCCGGGCAUCCUGCAAGAGGUGGUAGCGGGGAAGCUGGCCACCUGGGACAACGGCAUUACCACUCGCCUUCUGGUGGCCUCGAAAUUCACGGAUACCGCGGGCCAGCCACUCGUUCACUUCCCCGGCUUCCACUUGCUACAGGAGAGGAUCGCGUGGCCCCUGCAGCAGCACGCGCCCUACAAGCGAAGGCUAGACCAGCUGAUCGACCAGGUGGUGGGGGCGGGCCUGAUGGAGAAGUGGCUGGAGUUCAUUAUCUUCGAGGAGCAAGCCCUCAGCCGGCGGGAGAGGGAACGUGCAGACACUGCCAUUGAGGCGGUGGAGGGCACCACCGGUGGCACAGUUAUCCUCUCUCUAGAACACUUCCAGGGGCCUUUCUUCGUCCUUCUUCUCGGGUGUCUGUGUGGGGGUGUCGCCCUCCUCCUAGAGGUCUUCGUCAAAGUCCUCUACCGCACUGAAAUAAAGUAGUCGCGAGUCCUCUGGACCUCCUGCCAGCCAGCAGGCCACCCAGCAGCGAGGACUGGUCAUGUGGUGGCAAUACCUGCCGAAAACGUGAGAUCUAUUGAAUUCUCGGCCUCAUAUUUUGUGGAGUAUCGAAGCAUUGUUGACUGCCACACCAAUACAUUAUACAAGAAUGCUGCAUGUCACUCAUUUCCCUUUGGAGUAAAUCUUUAUUCAUAUGUUCAAGUCCAUUCCGCCCGCCUCACCAUGUGCUCACUGUAAGCCCUUAUCACGGGAGGGGGCUGUUGCUGGAUGAGCCUUCAGAACCUAGAAGAAUGACGUGAGGCCUUAGAAAUUGUACCAUGUCCACUGCAUCGCAAUAUAUAUUUGCUACAUUAUUCUCUUUGCA
Molecule: messenger RNA, 2935 nt
Organism: Scylla paramamosain (green mud crab)
Lineage: Eukaryota; Metazoa; Arthropoda; Malacostraca; Decapoda; Portunidae
Product: glutamate [NMDA] receptor subunit 1-like
Exons: 13
Coding region: 757-2553 (598 amino acids)
Cellular component (GO): membrane
Molecular function (GO): ligand-gated monoatomic ion channel activity
Source: RefSeq, a predicted model, not a curated record